This is a messenger RNA of Podarcis raffonei (Aeolian wall lizard), 1131 nucleotides long. Its product is annotated as zinc finger protein 202-like. The record is from RefSeq and is a predicted model, not a curated record. The transcript has 6 exons. Gene Ontology annotation, biological process: regulation of DNA-templated transcription. Lineage: Eukaryota; Metazoa; Chordata; Lepidosauria; Squamata; Lacertidae. Bases 322 to 1131 code for a protein of 269 amino acids.
AAAUCCAUAAGAAAUAAUAAAAAUCUGAGAGAGGGCUGAGCUGGAGGGACUCGGCUUUGCAAGGGUUAAAGGGAACAGAGCUGCCUUCCUAGAGAGGACAGGAAGCAAGAGGGGGCUGGUCCUCCAGAGCCAAGGCCCCUCCCUCCCCAGUCCUUUCCUGCAAGGAAGGGGGGGUGUUGCUUUGCUGACUCUCCUGCAAGGGCCGAAUCGCAGCCCCCUCCUGGGAUCUGGAUUUACUGCAGCUUCUCAUUUAGACGGACAGAACUUGGUAGAAGACCAAAGGGUUCCUUCCAAUCUCUCAGAGGCUUCCUGAGAGCACAGAUGGAUGAGCAAGACUCAGCUGGCCCUGGAACAGGAAGAGGCCAUGCCAACCAAACUGGGAGCAGUGGGGGGUUAUGGGAAAACACUGUGCAGAAGAUCCUGGGUGAGGAGGACACCCUCUGCUCAGAGGUGCAGAGCCAGCAGUUGAGGCAGUUCUGCUGCCAGGAGGCCAAAGGACCCCGAGAGGUUUGCAGCCGACUCUACCACCUUGACCAUCAGUGGCUGAAGCCGGAAAGGCACACGAAAGCUGAGAUGCUGGACCUGGUGAUCUUGGAGCAGUUCCUGGCUGUCCUUCCCCUGGAGAUGGAGAGCUGGGUGAGGGACUGUGGAGUGGAGACCAGUUCCCAGGCGGUGGCCCUGGCCGAAGGUUUCCUCCUGAGUCAGGCAGAGGAGAGAAAGCAGGGAAAGGAUCUCUUUGCAGAAAUGGACCUGGAUUCUUGUGAGGCAGAGAGGCCUCCGUUGGACACCAGAGAGAGGCCACUGGGUGACAGAAUGAUGCCGGCAAGACCUCCUGAUCCGCCUUUUCAUGGGGGCAGAAGGGAAGCAGCGGCUGUGGAACCAUAUCAGGGUGCAGUGUGCUUUGAAGAUGUCGCUGUUCGUUUCACGGACGAGGAGUGGGCGUUGCUGGAUCCUGACCAGAGAGCUCUGCAUAAGGACGUCAUGGAGGAGAAUUGUGGGAUCAUGUCCUCUCUUGGUAAGGCUCCCUGUGGGAUCGUCAUAUCUGCCUGGAAAUUCAAAAAAUACGUCUAUGGACCAACCUCAUAUAUUUUCACAGAGUUCAAUGUCAGCUUCAACCUUCCGCAAUUUUGA